Andrographis paniculata is the source of this 3572-nucleotide messenger RNA. Its product is annotated as pentatricopeptide repeat-containing protein At3g62890-like. Lineage: Eukaryota; Viridiplantae; Streptophyta; Magnoliopsida; Lamiales; Acanthaceae. Gene Ontology annotation, molecular function: zinc ion binding; protein binding; RNA binding. Bases 151 to 2502 code for a protein of 783 amino acids. The transcript has 2 exons. Gene Ontology annotation, biological process: RNA modification. The record is from RefSeq and is a predicted model, not a curated record.
UUAGAUGUGUGUAAAUUUAAAAGAAUAUAAUAUGGUGGUGUGUGAGUGAAUUUACAGGGCUGAGAGCUUGAGUUCAAAUUCUUAUGCCCCAAAAGUUUUUUGGUUAUAUUUAUCACGUUCUCAAGGGUGAGUGCAUUUUCAAUUCCAUCGAUGAUUAAAUCGUCUCUGAGCAGAAUCAGAACGACCAUAACCUGCUCCAAUAUAGACAUUUUUUUGUCGCAAUGCAAGAAUCUGAAGCUCUUCGAUCAAGUUUUAUCUCUAACGUUCUGCACAGGGCUAAUCAGAGACACGUACGCCGCCAGUAGAAUCCUCAAGUUCUCGACCGAUUCAGCCUUCAUUCAAAUCGAUUAUUCGCUAAAGAUCUUCACAGGCAUCGACGCCAAAAAUGGCUUCAUCUGGAACACCAUGUUCCGAGCCUUACUACACGGCGGCAGACCGCACGAAUCGAUCCUUCUUUACAGGUCAAUGCUCGCAGACGACCUUUUGUCCAUCGAUCAUUACACGCACCCUAUCUUGAUUCACGGCUGCUCCCUCGGAUUGUCCGAGUUUGAGGGGAGACAGGUGCACGAUCACGCGUUGAAGAUGGGAUUCGACGAAGAUUUAUACGUGGCGAACAAUUUGAUAAACUUCUACGGCGUUUGCGGGCUUAUGUUUGAUGCCCGGAAGGUGUUCGACGAAAGUCCUGAACAGGACACUGUUUCUUGGAACUCAUUGUUGGCUGGGUAUGUUGCAGCAGGAAAUGUCGACGACGCGAAGUUAGUCUAUUCUCGGAUGCCUCAAAAGAAUGUCAUUGCGUCGAAUUCCAUGAUUGCGUUGUUGGGAAAGAGCCGCCGGAUGCGCGAAGCUCGCGAGCUCUUUAAUGUAAUAGAAGACAAGGAUUUGGUGUCAUGGACUGCACUGAUUUCAGGUUAUGAGCAGAAUGAGAUGUAUGAAGAGGCUUUGAAGCUUUUACCGACUAUGCAAACGAAUGGAAUUCGCAUCGAUGAAGUGGUCGUUGUGUCCGCACUCUCUGCUUGUUCGCAUUCGUCGAGUUUCAGGUUGGGGGAAUCGCUUCACGGCUUGUCUGUGAAAAUUGGUUUCAAAUCGUAUGUGAAUUUAUACAACGCGUUGCUUCAUGCGUACUCCUUGCGAGGGGAUGUGUUCGCCGCGGAGAAAUUGUUUGCCGCGGCUUCAUUCUUGGACUUAAUAUCUUGGAAUUCGAUGAUAUCUGGAUACAUGAAAUGUGGAUCGACUGAUAAAGCGAGGGAAUUGUUCGACGCCAUGCCCGAGAAGGACGUUGUGUCGUGGAGUUCGAUGAUAUCUGGUUACUCGCAAUGUGAUAAGUUUCCGGAGACUUUAGCAUUGUUUCACGAUAUGCAGCGGGAAGGCGUUAGGCCAGACGAAACGACUUUGGUCAGUGUGAUUUCAGCGUGUACUCAUCUUGCGGCGCUCGAACAAGGAAAAUGGCUAGAUGCUUAUAUUCGGAAGAACGGGAUGAAAGUGAACGUAAUUCUCGGCACAACUCUUAUCGAUAUGUACAUGAAGUGUGGAAGCGUGGAGAGCGCGAUGAACGUAUUUUAUGGGAUGGAGGAGACGGGGGUUUCUUCGUGGAACGCUGUAAUUCUCGGCUUGGCCAUGAACGGGCGAGUAGAACAAUCGCUUUUGAUGUUUGAAACGAUGAAGAAACGUAAAGUAGUUCCGAACGAAGUUACCUUUGUCGCAGUUCUUGGCGCUUGUCGACAUAUGGGCCUCGUACAAGAAGGGCGACGGUAUUUCGACUCGAUGUCGAAAGAAUACAACAUCGAACCGAGUAUUAAACACUAUGGAUGCUUGGUCGACCUUCUCGGUCGAGCAGGGCUGCUGAGGGAAGCCGAAGAACUUAUAAACACCAUGCCUAUGGCGCCAGACGUCGCGACAUGGGGAGCCCUCCUCGGAGCAUGCAAGAAACACGGCGACAAGGAAAUGGGUGAGAAGCUCGGGAGGAAGCUCGUCGAACUCCAACCCGAGCACGACGGUUUCCACGUCUUGCUGUCGAAUAUAUACGCUUCGAAAGGUAACUGGGGUGAUGUCCAGGAGAUCAGGGGAGUCAUGGCACGGCACGGCGUCGUCAAAACUCCAGGCUGCAGUAUAAUCGAAGCCGAUGGCAUCGUCCAUGAGUUUCUUUCGGGAGACAGGUCGCACCCUCGGAUUCUGGAAAUCGAGACGAUGUUGGAGGAAAUGGUCCGAAGAUUGAAGAGGCUGGGGUAUGCGCCCGGAACAGGCGAGGUUUUACUCGAUAUAGACGAAGAGGAGAAAGAGACGAACCUUGUUCGACAUAGCGAGAAGCUUGCGAUUGCUUUCGGGCUGUUGGCGACGCGUUCGCCUGCGCCGAUAAGAAUCGUUAAGAAUUUGAGGAUCUGCAGUGACUGUCAUGAAGCGGCAAAAAUGGCAUCGAAUGCUUUCGACCGCGAGAUCGUGGUAAGGGAUCGUCACCGGUUUCACCAUUUCCGGCACGGCUCAUGUUCUUGUUGGGAUUACUGGUAGCGCAGAAACAGCAUUCUUACAUUCUACUUACUGUGUCAAUACUACACAAGCCUGAACUUACAUAUGAACAGAGAGCCAGCAGCCCGAACUAAAACUCGAGGGCCCCGAUAAUUGCGAAACAUCGUAUUUACAGCUACUCCUAAAGAAGAAUCCUGACAUGCGACUCAGCCGGCGAAAAACAACAGCAGCUAAGAGCGCGAAAGCGACCAUAUAUGUACAAUGAAACGAGGUGUUUUUGUUCUGCAGAAUCAGCGAUCCGGCAUCAGACUAGAAUCUGAGACUUGGCGAGGCCGCGGGAGCAUUUCUUUCGGUUAGAAUUGUUCAACGAGCAGACGCAGAUUUCCAGGAGUUCAUAGUCUUCCUCCCAGAACAGCUUUGCUGCCUUCUCCGGAUUCUCCAACAGCAUCUUCGAUGUCAGGAAACCGGCGAUGGACCAUGUCUGGAAUAGCCGAGCCUGCUUUCCUAUGAACUUGCCCUUCUCCGUGUCGUAGUAUUCAGGCCAGCCGUCCAUAGGAAGCCUCUUCUCGGCAACAUCGAUCGCCUUCCUGGCCAGAUCAGUCCGGCCCAUCUUCACACAUGCCAACGUGAACUGCCACAAAAGUGUCGGCCAAGAUCCACCGUUGUGAUACGACCAAGGUCUGCAAAAGUUCAUCGGAUAUCAGUGAUUCAAGCAGCAAAUUAUAGGCGAAAAGGGAAGUUAAGGGCGCUCACGUAUUCUUUGGAUCGCUUCCAGUGAUUAUUCGCCAAUCCUCAGAUUCGACAGCAGGGUAGCAUAUCUUAAGAGGCAUCUGUCCGAUGAGAUCCUCCCAUUUAUGAUCGAUGAGGUUCAGUAUAGACUCAUUCUGUUUUGGCGUGCCCAGGGAGGAUACAAUCGACCAGAGGUUACCGAGCAUGAAGAAUCUGAAAUCCAUAUGGGCCGGCUGCAGGUUGCCGAUGAGAUAUCCGCCAUUCUCGGGGAUCCAAUGAAUCAACCAGUGAGGGAUUUGUUCAGGGUCGACCCAAUAGUAUUCUCUGAUGUGAAACGACAGCGCGCUUAGCCUCGUGUUAAUGGCACUUACCAAAUUCUUGGA